Saccostrea cuccullata (small rock oyster) is the source of this 2519-nucleotide messenger RNA. RefSeq names its product microfibrillar-associated protein 1-like. Gene Ontology annotation, molecular function: RNA binding. Gene Ontology annotation, biological process: mRNA splicing, via spliceosome. The record is from RefSeq and is a predicted model, not a curated record. The transcript is spliced from 11 exons. Gene Ontology annotation, cellular component: U2-type spliceosomal complex. The coding region runs from base 155 to 1495 and encodes 446 amino acids. Lineage: Eukaryota; Metazoa; Mollusca; Bivalvia; Ostreida; Ostreidae.
AUUUUGUGGAAAUCCACUCUCUCAAGAGUUUAUUAUAUGUACCGAUUUAUUUACAUUCAAGAGGCAUGGAUUGACCGAUUUCUAAGUGAAUUACACCUUACUCUUUGUAUUGUGCGUCAUUUAGAGUGAAAAAGGCUUCACCAAAAAAGCAAUCAUGUCUAAAGCAUUUCCAAAUGUUCCCAUUCAGUCUACAGCGGGUGCUGUCCCCAUGAAAAAUGAAAAGGGGGAAGUUGUAAUGCAAAAAGUGAAAGUAAACAGAUAUGUUACUGGAAAGAGGCCAGAUUAUGCUCCAGACAGCAGUGGUGGAGAAGAAAGUGACGAAGAAUUUGAGUUUAACAGAAAAAAGCAGCAGCAGCAAGCAAAUGAGGAAGUUGAAGAAGACGAACCCGAGAUAUCGGAGAAUAUUCAGGACCGACGUCUCCGACGAUUACAGACCCGUGACAAGGACUAUGACAGCGAUGAUGAUGAAAGGGUAGCAAGACAUAGAAGAGAAAUUGUUGAACCAGAAAUUAUUCAGGAGAAGUCUGACUCAGAAGAUGAGCGGCGGAGAAAGAGGUUUGGAGAAGAUGAAGAAAGCAGUGAAGAAGAAGAGGAGUUAGAUGAGGAGGAAAUAGAAAGGAGAAGACAACUCCUUCGUCAAAGAAUGCAACAGAGACAGGAAGAGGAGGAAGUUUUAGAAUUAGAGGAGGAAAAGGUGGAGGGAGAAAGUGAGGAGGAGUCCUCAGAAUAUGAGGAGUAUUCCGACUCAGAGGAGGAGACAGGUCCUCGACUCAAACCCGUGUUUGUCAGAAAAAAAGACAGAAUAACCAUCCAAGAGAAGGAGAGAGAAGAAGCAAAGAAAAGAGAAAUGGAGAUGGAGGCUAAGAAGAUCGCAGAGGAGAGAAGAGGACACACACUGAAGAUCAUUAAGGAGGAUGCCCGUAAGGAAGCAGAGGAAGAGAAGACUGUGGAAGACGCCUGUGAUGCUCUGGACUCCGGAGACGAAAAUGAUGAGGAAGAAUACGAGGCCUGGAAAGUCCGAGAGUUAAGGCGAUUAAAGAGAGAUAAAGAAGAACGAGAAAAUAUUGAAAAAGAUAAGAUGGAGAUAGAGCGUGUCAGAAAUAUGACAGAUGCCGAAAGACGACAAGAAUUCUCCCAGAAUCCAAAACUCGUCACAAACAAAGCUCCAAAGGGCAAAUACAAGUUUCUACAGAAGUACUACCACAGAGGAGCCUUUUAUGUGCAAGAUUAUGAAGACCAGGUCUACAAACAGGAUUUUUCUGCCCCUACAUUGGAAGAUCACUUUGAUAAGACAAUUCUACCUAAAGUCAUGCAGGUCAAGAACUUUGGUCGGUCAGGAAGGACAAAGUACACUCACCUUGUGGACCAGGACACGACCCAGUUUGACUCACCCUGGAUAGCGGACACCGCACAGAAUCUGAAAACUCACAUGACAAAGGGAGGAGGGAUGAAACAGGUGUUCCACAGACCCACAACCAAGUCAAAACGAAAGUGAAAGUAAAGAAGUGGGACAGAAAAAUUUCCUAGAGAGAAAAGUGAAGCCAAUGGAAGAACAUGUACUGUGAUGUUUAGUUUGUUUACAAAGAGACUGUACAUAUUAAUGUAAUUUGUAUGAGUUUGAGGAGAUGUCUCCUGUUGUUUCUUGUGAAUAUGAGAAAGAAAAAAAAGGGACAAUUGAAGUCAAUGUAAGAAAAGAAAAUAUUGUUUCAAUACAAAGAUCUGUUUGACCUUAAUAGAAAUUUUGUACACUGGUUCAUAGAGAGUAUUGGUAUGCAAGUUCAACAUCCCAGGUUAAAAAAAAAUCAUCAUUGAACAUUGUAAUUAUCAUCCACAGCAAGUCAUUUUUGUUUACCUGAUGAUAAAUUUUGAUGUUUUAUUUCUUUUAUUUACAUGUAAUUUCUUCAUAUUAAUAAAUAAAAAAUUAAAUUCAUGGCAAAUAUAGCUGAUAUCCCCUCUGGCCAACAUUCAAAUACUGCAUGGACAAAAAUGUUAACAGCGUAUUGGUGGAUUGUGUGACUAGUCUGUGAUACGUUUGUUUAGACUGUUUGAAAGUACAGUGUGGGACAGAUUCCAAACUACACGUCUGCCAGUGUAUAGUCUGGUUUUUAGUAUGAAGUUUUCUCUGAGACUUCUGUCAGUUUGGUUUUUAUCUUCAUCUUUGUAUCAUACAACAUUCCCCGACCUUCCUAAACCAUACCUUCUGUUGACAUUGCCUCGGCUAUCGUGUGCAUGGUGGCUUUUACUGAAAUUAAAAACACACAUACUGAAUGUAAUCUACUUUAUGUUAUAUUAUAUGAAAACGUAUGUAUAAUUCAUAAAACGUUGGAUGAUUUAGAUUGAUAGAAUAUUAGAUCUAAGGACACCAAGUUUUUCAACUAAAGCAUGAUAACAUGAAAAGCUUUUCCUUGAUAAUUUCUUGUAUAGUAAUGUACAUGUCUACAGACAUGCAAGUAAUACACCAAUUUUUGCACAAAUUACCAUUCAGUAUUGAAACUAGAAAAAUACACUUUUAAAAACUA